AUGGAGUGGAAGAAGGACAACAAGACUUUCCAAAUCCUCAAGGCAGCCGAGGAAGGCCAGUAUGGCGUGGUGGCACCAAUUGCCUACAACAUCGAGUGCAUCCUCGGCUUCAUCCGCGCCGCGGAGAAGAAGCGCUCCCCCUUGAUCCUGCAGGUCUUUCCCUGGGCCAUAACCUUUAGCGGCGGCCUGCUCGUCCACGCAGCCGCCCACGCCGCGCGCAACGCCAGCGUGCCCGUGGCCAUCCACCUCGACCACGCGCAGGACGAGGACCUCAUCCGGCACGCGGCCGCGGACCUGCCCUUUGACUCCAUCAUGGUCGACAUGUCGCACCACGAGAUGGACGAGAACCUGGCCAAGACCAAAGAGCUCGUCGCCUUCUGCAACCAGCACGAGGUCACCACCGAGGCGGAGCCCGGGCGCAUCGAGGGCGGCGAGGACGGCAUCGCCGACACGGCCGACCUCGAGGGCAAGCUCACCACCCCGGAGCAGGUCGACGACUUUGUCGCCACGGGCAUCGACUUCCUCGCCCCCGCGUUCGGCAACGUCCACGGCGAGUACAACCCCGCCCGGGGGGGCCCCGUGCUCGAGUACGACCGGCUCCGGAGCAUCCGCGAGCGCCUCAAGAAGGCGGCGGCGGCGAAGGGGCGCGACGUGCGCGUCGUGCUCCACGGCACAAACGGCUUCCCCGAGGACGUCAUGAAGAAGUGCAUCGCGGGCGGCUGCACAAAGAUCAACGUCAACAAGCUCGUCCUCGACGACUACCUCGCCCACAUGAGGGCCAAUGCCGCCACGCAGUCGCUGACGGCGUACAUGGAGCAGGGCGUCGAGGAGAUCCAGCGGCUGACGGAGUGGCAGAUGGAUGUGUGCGGGUCGACGGGGAAGGCGUGA
This is a messenger RNA of Microdochium trichocladiopsis, 888 nucleotides long. RefSeq names its product ketose-bisphosphate aldolase. The transcript has 2 exons. NCBI's taxonomy places the organism in Eukaryota, Fungi, Ascomycota, Sordariomycetes, Xylariales, Microdochiaceae. Gene Ontology annotation, biological process: carbohydrate metabolic process. Gene Ontology annotation, molecular function: aldehyde-lyase activity; zinc ion binding. The record is from RefSeq and is a predicted model, not a curated record. The coding region runs from base 1 to 888 and encodes 295 amino acids.